This is a messenger RNA of Hemicordylus capensis (graceful crag lizard), 4569 nucleotides long. Its product is annotated as perforin-1-like. The record is from RefSeq and is a predicted model, not a curated record. Gene Ontology annotation, biological process: immune response. NCBI's taxonomy places the organism in Eukaryota, Metazoa, Chordata, Lepidosauria, Squamata, Cordylidae. Gene Ontology annotation, cellular component: membrane attack complex. The transcript has 3 exons. The coding region runs from base 225 to 1847 and encodes 540 amino acids.
UCUCCUAAGAGAAGGGCUUGAAGCUGUCACCUCAUGCUUGCCAUCCUGGGGGAUUCUUUGCUGGCAGUGGCUGCUGAACUCUGCAAAGGUUUGUUUGCGUUUGGGAAGCCGCAAGGACCCAGCACAACCUCCAGAACUUGACAGCAUCAACAGGCCCUCUGUUUCUUCCCCCAGAAGAAUUGAGAAACCAACAAACCCUCUGUGGUGCAGGAUUGGGAGGAACAAUGUCCACGCUGCGUCUGUUCCUGGCAGCCUGCUUUCUCUUUCUCUCUCUCCUCUUGUCAAGAGUGUCCAGCCACUGCCAACUCUUCCCCAGGUCCACCUGUGAGCAGCACUCCGCCUUUGUGCCUGGACAUAACUUGGCAGGAGAGGGUAUUGACAUCACCACCCUGGCCCGAAAGGGGGCCUAUUUAGUGGACAGCAGCAGGUGGCAGGACCCCAACGGGACAUGCACCCUGUGCAGGAACCCCCUGAUGGAUGGACAGCUGCAGAGACUCCCCCUGGCUAGCGUAGACUGGCGGGUGCGCACAACCUGCUAUCGGCAGGUGACCAGUUCUGUGAAGCAUUCGGACAUGGAUGUGAUGAAAGCACUGGCCGGGGAGGUAAAGAACGAGUGGAAAAUUGAUCUAGGGUUGCCUAAGGAGAUGGACUUCUUGAAGAGCCAGGUGGUGUUUGCUGGAUCUCAUUCUCAGAUGGCCAUUUAUGCGCACAAGAAGGCUCAGCAGGACAGGUAUAGCUUCGUGAUGCAUGAAGUCUCCUGCGAGUACUACCAACUAAGGCUCCUCCAGAGGCCCUCACUGCUGACUCCCCACUUUUCCCAUGCUGUGGGGAAACUACCAAGCAAGCACGACCCCGAGGAAUACCAGCACGUCAUCGACACCUACGGCACCCACUACAUAAGCCAAGUGCAGCUCGGUGGGAGAGUGCGUAACCUGCUGGCAGUGCGGACUUGUGAGGCGGUCUUGGCGGGUCUAACAGCUUCUGACAUCAAGGACUGCCUGACUGUGGAGGCCUCUGUAGGCCCCGAUUUGCUGUCUGAGACCCUGAGGGCCAAGUGCCAGGAGCUGAAGAGAGGCCGAGCCAAAGGAGCCUUCUGGGAGGCCUAUGGCCAGCGGCGCACUGAGGCAGAAGGAGGGGACAGUCAGGUUGAGCUGCUGUUCACAGAAGUUGAGAACAACAUCGUGUUGUUCUCUGAAUGGAUGGAGACCCUUAAGACCAGGCCCGGUAUAGUUUCAUAUUCCCUGCUACCCAUUCACACUUUGAUAGCUCAUGGAGACCCAAGGAGAGAUGUGCUGAGGAAAGCUGUGAGGGAUUACAUAACACAAAGGGCCCAGUGGAGGAACUGCACAGAACAGUGUCCUUAUGGGAGCUACAAGCAUUCAGAUGACCCCUGUAAGUGUGUCUGUCACGAUGAAAGCACCACCGACGCCAUGUGCUGUGCUCGGGAGAGGGGCAUUGCCCGCCUCCAAGUCCACGUGCUGAAUGGAUCUGGCCUGUGGGCCGACUAUUUCUCUGCCACUGAUGCAUACGUCAGAGUCUUCUUCCGUGGCCAGGAAUUGAAGACCAGUGUCAUCCAGGACAACAACCACCCUGUGUGGUCUGAAAGCCUGGACUUUGGGCCUGUCAUUCUGACAGGCCUCGACUACAUUGAGGUGCAGAUCUGGGACAGGGAUAUCAAGCAUGAUGAUCUCUUGGCGACCUGUAAGGAGCUUCUGGUGGCUGGGCGUACUAAGCCGACAAAAUGUCAUCCGAAGUAUGGAUACGUAAAGUACUAUUGUGAGGUACAGUGUGGUCCCACCCUGGGUGGCACAAGUUGCCAAAACUACGUUUCUCAGAAGCAGGAUUAAAACCUUACAAUUCUGCCUUGUAGCUCAUUACAUUCCCCUCCCCUCAGCAAAACAAAGAUAAAAAAGGUGGCGCCUUAUGUACAUGGGUUAUCCUAAUUCAAGAGUUACCAAAUAUGAUUGAGGCCCUUUGCGGAGGGCUAACCAGAUACAACUUUCUAGCAACCGCGGUUAAAACUUCCAGGAGGAACUCAUGAGUGUGUCAUAGAGCCUUCAGUGUGGAAAUUUCUCCACAUCUAACUGCUGAGAAGGUUAUAUUGUCUCUGCAAUACAUAUUAUACUGGUUUAAUUCGCAUGGCUCCCAAGGAAGGAACUGCGGGAAUUGCAGUCCUGUUAAAGGGUUAGGGCUUUCUGACAAAGAAAUGCCUCACGUAAUGGCAAUUCUCAGAGACCUCUGUGAGACACCAUAGCAGCAGAAGCUCCUGCAAAACUGUACGUUUGAUGCGUCCCCAAAAUGCUUUUAUAUAUGGAACUGUAACAAGCUUAAAAUAUAUUUAACUAGCAUGGAUCUCUCUCAAGGAACACAUGGAAUUAUAGUUUGGGAGGGUGCUAGAACUAGUCUUAUUAGAAAUCCCUAGCUAUUCUACAAAUAUACCAGUUUAAGGCAGUUGUGUGAGUGUUAGUGUUGCAUAGUGGCUAAGAGACUUGGCAAAGAGUUUAGAUGUCCCAAGUUCAAAGGUUGCUUCUGUCAUGAACUCAAUGGAUAGCAUUAUUAUUAUUAUUUGUUAUUAUUUUACAUUUUAUAUCCCGCUUUUUAUAUUUUAUUACAUUUUAUAUUCCUCCAAGGAGCCAAGAGCAGUGUACUACAUACUUAAGUUUCUCCUCACAACAACCCUGUGAAGUAGGUUAGGCUGAGAGAGAAGUGGCUGACCCAGAGUCACCCAGCUAGUAUCAUGGCUGAAUGGGGAUCUGAACUCGGGUCUCCCCGGUCCUAGUCCAGCACUCUAACCACUACACCACGCUGGCUCUAAUUUUGAUAAUACUGAAUAUUAUGCAAUAUUCUCUGAGCCUCAGUGCCCCUUCCAGGGAUGGUAAAAUUAAUCAAUCUUGCAUGGGUUUCGUGAGGAUUACAGAAGUUUAUUUACAGUCAUUUGAAUUGUUUGGAAGUGUUAUGCAAGUACAAAAGAUUGAGACACAGAACCAGAAUCCCCCAUACACAGAGGCAAAGUAGACGGAGCAUCUUCUGUAGUAGCAUACCAAGUUGGAAAUGAAGCAGAUGUGAGCCUGGCCUCUACUUCAGUGAGACCCCCAUUAGGGGAUACCAAAUGCUCUUUGAAGGAAUGACAGGGCUAUUCUGUCACAGUAUGUAGUUUCAGUAAUUUGCCUAUUAAAUACUGGUUCUCGCUGGUCAGAUUAUCUUCCCAUUUUUCACUCAGCAAUAACUUCUCAAUGUCUGCACAUUCCAGCAACAAGAGAUAUCUUUUGCAAUUUGCUUAGUACAAAGGAAUGUUUGUGAUUUUGUACGUAGUGCUUAUAAUAUCUUCUUUUGCAACUACAAUGUAUGGCUUGGACUUCAGCUAACAAAAUACUCUGAGAGGCUCCGCAUAAUUGGACUUUGUUUCAGGGGAGGAAUCUGUGAAAUGUGACAUAGAUUGACACAAAACCUCAGGCAAAAAAAAUUUAAAGGUGGCAACAAUAAGUAGAGAUCUUGAGGCUCAGGGACAUCAAAAGAUUAAUGAGGGACACUGGGAAAAAAUGGUUCAAGUCAAAAAUAUCGCUGACAAUGAGGGCUAAUUGAAGAGUGGGCUUCUACCUUCUCACUGCUGAAUAUCUUAAAAAGUAAUGACAUAGGUUUAACAGUGGAAAGUAUAACUUAUAAAGUUAGGUAAGAUAUACAAUGAAGAGGUUUCCAUAUGAAGUAUCUGUGAGACAGGAAAGGCAAGGGCUUCACCUAUUAUUUAUCGCCUCUGUGACUUGCUAAACUUGACAAGCCUCCACUAAUUGGUAGUUCAGCCCAAAGAUCUCCAUGUAAAAGCUGAUCUGUGAUUAACUGUUUCAUACAACCAGAACAAUUACUUCACAGUAGUUAUUCCUGGAUAAUCCCGGUUGUGUGAAUAAGAACAAGGUUAUAUUUUUAUCUAAUUUUAUAUACCUAAUUUGUUAUGUAUCUCUAGGCGGUGUGCACAGUUCUUUUAAAGUUGGUGUUAUAUGGUCCCUUUGGGUUAUCCCAGAGACCAGUCUGGCUGCUGCAUUCUGUACCAGUUGUAGUUUCCAGUCUACAUACAAAGUCAGUCCCACGUGUAUUACAGUAGUCAAGCCUGGAGGUUACCAGCAUAUUUACCGCUGUUUUAAGGUCAUUUACAUCCAGAAAUUGGCAUAGCUGACAUAUCCACUGAAGCUAACAAAAAGCGCUCGUGGCCACUGCUUCAACCUGAGUUUUGGAUCCAGGAGCACUCUCAAGCAACAUACCUGAUCUUUCAGGAGUGUAACACCAUCCAGAACAGGCAGAUCUAAACCAUCUCUCAGGUUCCGACCUCCAGAGUCAGCACCUCCAUCUUAUUUGGAUUCAAAUGCAGUUUGUUAUCCCUCAUCCAGUUCAUUAUUGCCUCCAGACAGGCAUUUAGGGAAGUUAUGUCCACCUAAGGUCAAUAUGGAGAAACAGAUCUGUGUGUCAUCAACAUAUUGAUAACUCCCUACGCCAAACCUCCUGAUGAUCUCUUCCAGCAGUUUCAUGUAGAUAUUAAAGUGUACUGGAGAUAUUAAAGUGUACUGGAGCCUUGUGGAA